Fusarium keratoplasticum is the source of this 2523-nucleotide messenger RNA. Its product is annotated as Beta-glucosidase. Bases 1 to 2523 code for a protein of 840 amino acids. Lineage: Eukaryota; Fungi; Ascomycota; Sordariomycetes; Hypocreales; Nectriaceae. Gene Ontology annotation, molecular function: beta-glucosidase activity. Gene Ontology annotation, biological process: glucan catabolic process. The transcript is spliced from 4 exons. The record is from RefSeq and is a predicted model, not a curated record.
AUGGCAUCUGUUGAUAUCGAUGCCAUCUUGGCCAACCUGUCUCUCGAAGAAAAGAUUUCAUUGCUAGCUGGCGGCGAUGUAUGGUUGACCGUACCAAUUCCAGACAAAGGCGUUCCCUGUGUCAAGACAACCGAUGGCCCAAACGGCGCCCGGGGCAGCAAAAUCAAGGAUGGAAAGAGUGCAGCCUGCUUUCCUGCUGCUUGCAAUGUGGCCUCGACCUUCGACGUCGACAUUGCCCGUCGUAUCGGUAUGGCCCUAGGUGAAGAGACACUGACAAAGGGGGCCCGUUGCCUCCUAGCCCCGACUGUCUGCAUCCACAGACAUCCGCUUGGAGGUCGCAACUUUGAAAGCUUCUCUGAGGAUCCUUUCUUGACUGGUCAGAUGGGCAUAGCCAAUGUUAUUGGGCUCCAAUCCAUUGGGGUGUCAGCGACUGUCAAGCACUUUGCCGUCAACGAGCAAGAGACGCAGCGGCUCAAUGUCAACGCCGUCAUCGCCGAACGACCACUUCGUGAGAUCUACCUCAAGCCGUUCGAGCUCAUCAUCAAGAACGCCAACCCGUGGGCCAUCAUGACGGCAUACAACAAGAUCAACGGACACCACGCCGAUUCCAACGAGUACUUGCUGAAGAAAGUUCUCCGGGGUGACUGGGGCUGGACUGAUGGCUUAAUCAUGAGUGAUUGGGGCGGCGUCAAUUCAACGGCUGAGUCGAUCAACGCUGGCGUGGAUCUUGAGAUGCCGGGGCCCGCGCGUUGGAGAAAACCAGAAGUGGUGCUUGAAGCUAUGAAACAAGGCAAACUGACAGAAGAAACCAUCACCGACAGGGCUCGCAAAGUGCUUGCCUUCCUCAAGCGACUGAAUGCCUUCGAAAGCCCGAUCUGGAGUGAUCCAGAGGAACACGCCAUCGUCAAUCCCCAACACUCGGCUCUUAUCCGCGAAGCCGGCGCUAAGGGCAUCGUGCUUCUCAAAAACGAAAACCACUGCUUGCCUUUGACGAAAGAAAAAGUGCAAGGAAAGAAGAUUGCUCUUCUCGGUUAUGCUAAAGAGUGUCUCGCUCAUGGCGGCGGGAGCGCGUCGGUUAAGCCGCAUUAUAGGGUCACUCCGUGGGAGGCCUUCCACGAGGCAUUCAAGGGCCAAGAUGUGGAGUUUGUCUACUCUAAAGGCGCACAUACGUUCCGUCAACUCCCCCUUCUCGUCGAUCACAUUUUCGACCUUGAGGGAAGCCCGGGAUUCACGUACCAUAUUUAUGAACCGGGAAAUUCGACGCCUACGAAGACGAUUCACGGUUAUGACAAGUCCGAGAUGUCACUCCUGGAUGGGCACAUUCUGCACAACGUUGAGAUAGACCUCAUCGGUGCAUUCCAUCCGCCUGAGUCAGCCAGUUACUACCUCACUUUAUCCAGCCUGGGUCCAUCUAAAUUGUUCAUCAACGACAAGAUUAUACUGGAGCAAAAGGCCAAUUGUCCAGACGCAAUGGGCUUCCUGUUUGGAGGGGUCCCUGUCCCCAAAGUCCGCGUCCCCAUGGAAGCAGGCAAGAAGUACACCAUCCGAGUUCAUGCUUCACCGCCUGUACCCGAUGGAGACAAGGAUCUUGGCUUUCUGGAAGGUCAGGUUGGAGUGCGCUUAGGCUACAUGUCAUCAACGGAGCAUGACGCCGAUAUCCUGUCCGAAGCUGUCGACCUUGCCAAAUUAAGCGACUACUCCAUCAUCUUUACCGGAAACGACCCGGCGUGGGAGACAGAGGGCCAAGACCAAGCAAGCUUCCAUCUACCAAAGGACGGCAGCCAAGACCGUCUCGUCUCCGCUAUCGCAGCUGUAUGCUCGAACACAAUCGUCGUGAACAGCACCGGCGUCGCAGUGGCUUUUCCCUGGCUGCACCAAGUCCAAGGCCUCCUCCAGACGUGGUUCCCAGGCCAAGAAGCCGGAAACUCCAUCGUCGACGUUCUGACGGGCGCGCAAAAUCCCGAGGGCCACUUGACAUGUACGUUCCCGAAGAGACUCCACGACUGUCCUGCGUACGGCAACUUUCCCGGGGACAAGCACAGCACCCACGGCUUGGAGGUCAAGUACGAGGAGGGAGUGUUCGUGGGAUAUCGUCACUUUGAUAGGCUACCAGCUGAUGCAGUCAACUUUCCGUUUGGCUUCGGCUUAUCUUAUACGACCUUUGGAUUUGAAGAGUUUACUGUGAGUAAGCAAUCUGGAGACAUCUUUGCAGUUCAACUCCGGGUACGAAACACUGGAGCUGUCAAGGGUGCGACGGCGGUGCAGAUUUAUGUUGGCAGCAAGAACCCAUCUCUCAGCAACCCUAUCAAGGUUCUUGCCGGGCUGAAAAAGGUUACUUUGGAGCUAGGAUCGUCCACCAUGGUCGAAAUUCUUGUUGAGGCGCGUGACUUUGCCUUCUGGGAUGAGGAGACUCAUGGAUGGGUUGUUGAGGCUGGGGAGUACGAAUUCAGCGUCGGCAGAUCGUCCGCAGAGCUUGUGGCAAAGUUGGUAGUUCAGCUUGACCACAAGACCUUUGCACCUUGA